Messenger RNA from Monomorium pharaonis (pharaoh ant), 6793 nucleotides. RefSeq names its product AT-rich interactive domain-containing protein 4B (gene htk). The transcript has 7 exons. Gene Ontology annotation, biological process: regulation of transcription by RNA polymerase II. Gene Ontology annotation, cellular component: nucleus. Gene Ontology annotation, molecular function: transcription cis-regulatory region binding. NCBI's taxonomy places the organism in Eukaryota, Metazoa, Arthropoda, Insecta, Hymenoptera, Formicidae. The coding region runs from base 633 to 6536 and encodes 1967 amino acids. The record is from RefSeq and is a predicted model, not a curated record.
UUAAUCGUUCAUCACUAUGGCAUCAGAUCUCUGCCUGUUUUUAUGAAGGCGCAUAUCCGACGCGCCGUUUCGGUUUCGUGGGUUUCGGUAUCGAGUCUCUCGUGGUCUCUCGAGAGUAACGUGCGUGCGAUUUUUGCAGCGGUGGUGCGGAGGAGAAAAAAUCCAUUCGUUAUUUUCGGGUGUGGUUCGUCCAGCCGUGGUCCGGUUUCUCCAACGAUAAUUCGGCGUAUGACGGUUGCAUAGACCCUCCCCUCUUUUUGUGACAGUACUCUGAACGAUUCUCUCGCCGUAACGACGUAUCUACCACAGAACGUUCGUCGUGAUCCAAUGAGAGCGAGUCGACCGAUACCGUAGUCUAGUUAGGAUGGAAAUGGGCAGAGAACAGGAGAGAAUAUUCGUACACGUUUGUCUCGUGAAAGUGCUACGGAGAGCAUCGUUUCCUUAAAGCGGGUCAGCCGUGUGCUCCUGCUCUGUGCUCCUGGCUCCUUCAUCCGCACGCGAUUUGUUUCUGUUACUUCUGGAACGGUGAUAAUAUGCGGAUGAUGUGAGAUCUAUGGCGCAUUCACUCUAAUGUCUCGCGAGUGCAUGUGAUCCGAUUGAGUUAACGUUCACGUCGUGGAGUUUCAUAGAAAAUGCUGGGAGACGAUCCACCGUCGUUGUCGGUGGGUACAGAAGUAAGCGCUAAGUACAAGGGUGCCUUCUGCGAAGCAAAAAUUCGUAAAGUAGUGCGAUCAGUAAAAUGUCGUGUAACUUAUAAACAACAAGGUUUGGGAACUGCCACAGUUGCCGACGAUCAAAUAAGAGGUACUUUAAGAGUUGGUGCCUCCGUUGAAGUUAAACAUGUGGAUCGAAAAGAGCUUGUGGAGGCUACGAUUACAAAAAUUCAAGAUUGCAGUCAGUAUACCGUUGUCUUUGACGAUGGAGAUAUUACGACGUUGCGAAGAACCGCGCUCUGUCUAAAAAGUGGACGACAUUUUGCGGAAAGUGAAACGUUAGAUCAACUUCCGUUGACCCAUCCGGAGCACUUUGGGAAUCCCGUGAUUGGAGGUAGACGAGGCAGACGAUCAAGGCAAGCGCAAGAUGAGAGCAGUGAAGACGAGGACAGUCCACCGCGAGGCGCUCGUGACUCGGCUUCUAGCGGAGGCGCGAAGGAAGGAAUGGAAACCGAGCCGGAGAUCGGGAGAGUAGUUUGUGUGGAACUCGGUGAUAAAAAGAAAAAGGACAAUUGGUUUCCAGGAUUGGUGGUCGCGCCUACUGCUCAGGAUACUGUAAGAAUACGAGUGAGAGACGAUUAUCUCGUACGCUCGUUUAAAGAUGCAAGAUAUUAUACAGUACCCAAGAAGGAAGCUACGGAAUUUACGAAAGAAUUAGUUAAUAAAGUUGAAAAUAGUACUCUGAAAGUCGCAGUGGAAAAGGCGCUUCUAUUUUUAGAGAAAAAUGAAUUGCCACCUCAUUGGGACAGGGAUUCCCUGUUUGGUCAUUCUGUUUCUAGUGGGAAUAGCGAUUACGACGGGGAACUCGAUUCAGAUAGUUCGGACGACGAACCACGUGAAGAAAAAGAUCACUUUGUGGCGCAAUUGUAUAAAUUUAUGGAUGAUCGCGGGACACCUAUAAACGUUUGUCCGAUGAUUGGAAGUGAGGACAUAGAUUUAUACCGGCUUUUCCGAGCGGUUUACAAAUUAGGCGGCUACAAUCGUGUUACGAAUCAGAAUCAAUGGAAAGCCGUAACACGGCGACUUGGUUUCUCAAUGCAGAAUUCAGCACCUUUGUAUAAUCUCGUGAAGCAAGCUUACAAGAAGGUCUUACACUCCUUUGAAGAUUUUUAUAGAAAAUUAGGAUGCACAAUGGUGAAUCAUCCGCGAGGUAGUACACGUAAGCAGCGUCCUGGAAGAAGCUUGAUCCGCGACAAAGAUAGAAAUACUCCUGUACCACCGCCAGCACCAGCGCAAGUGAAGAGUGACAAGGACGAAGAUGAGAAGAAAGCUGUAGAAGAUGAGAAGAAAGAAAAGAAGGAACUGAAGAAAGAACAAGUGAAAGAAGAAGAAGUUGUUAAGGUAAAAAAGAAAGAAGAAUCUGAGGGAAAUGGUAGCGGUCAAGAGAGCGAUGUAAAUGUGGAAGGGGAUGCCGAAUCAUCGUCCAAUAAUGAAAAGUCACAAAAACUAAUUGCACAAAUUUCCACGUUAUCUCCUACUUCGUGUGGUACUGCAACUACAUCGUCCAGCCGGACCAAGUCCAAAGGUAAAGAAGACACCAAGAAAAAGGUGACCGAGAAAAAGAAAACGGAAAAUAAAAAGCAAGAAAAGAAGGACGAAAAGGUCAAAGAGGAAGAAGCUACUAAGACGAGAUCCAAAGCGAAAGAUGAUACCGUAAGAAAUAAAGGUACUUCCGAAAGUAGAGAAACUCGAACACCGUCUAGAGAGGCGGACAAGAAAACGGUGUCUAAGCAACGACGUUUAACGGAUGAAGAAUUAAAGAAGCGUGGAAGGAAACGCAAAGAACAUGAAACGGAAAAGUCACGUGCAGAUGAGCAACUUACAGAGAUUGCUCCAAGCUAUAAAGGUCCCGUGGAAUGCGGUGACAAAUUAAAAGUAUAUUAUGGCCCAACGCACGAAUCCAAAGUCACCUAUGAAGCGAAGGUUAUCGAAAUAGAGAAGGAAGGUCCGGAACCGAUGUAUCUUGUACAUUACACCGGUUGGAACACCAGAUACGAUGAGUGGAUUAAAGCGUCCAGAAUUGCGCAAAAUAUCACGCAGGCUCAAGGUAAGGUAAAGCGCAUCAAAGCGACUCCCAGGCCUCAAACCCCUAGCACAAAUUCGUCUAACAAUAAAUUGAAGAGUGCUUGCAACUCGAAUACUAACGUAUCGCAGAGCCGUCGCAGGGCACAAAGCGUCGCACCUACUUCCUCUGGCGCCAUUCAAUCGGCUUCAACAUCCACAAAUGAAGCGAAGAAGGUGGAAAAAGAGAAGGAUAAAGAAAUGAUACAGCCGACCAGAUCUACUACUCCGUUGUCUAUCGCCAGUUCCAGUUCCAGAACUAAAAGUCCUGCCACACCCGCCAACAGGCCAACCAGAACAACUAGAAGUGCAGACUUAUCUGGAGUAGAACAUCGUAGGCGCACUAGGAGAACCUCGGGACACACAGACAUAUCUGUUGCAUCGGAAAGCGAGGAUAGCGAAGGUUAUGAGUCUGAUACAAUGGAAUCCGAGCAAACUAGAACUAGAUUAAGAGGUAUGGAAGAGAGAAAACGGAAGGAAGCACGAAGAGCAGAAGAGAGAAUUAGAACGGAUGAUGUGACAGUCAGUGAUGCUGAGGAUGAUAAAGAUAAUUCAGAUGAGCCACGUAAAGGUAGGCGUUUAAGAAGAAUGCCCGGGAAGUCUCAGGGUAUCAAAUCCGAACCUGAUAGCGAUCAAGAUGAUCAACCGAAGGGUCGAGAUUUUGAUCUCAAUCAAAUACGAUCUGAAUUGAAAGGUUUCGACAAAGCUGUUAAAAUGGAAAUAGUCAGAAUGGAGCCUGAAGAUGAAGUCAAGCCGGACGAUAAAGAGAACGCGAUCACAGCAUCGCCUAAAUUGGAGAAAACUAUUGAGUUACCGAAGAUGGAGGUUGUCGAAACGAAAGUGGAAAGCACGGAAGAUAUAUAUGAGUUUAAAGAACCAGAGCCGUUCGAGUUUGAAGUGAGAAAUAAGAGGGACACCAGUAGCGAUAAAGAUAAAUUGAAGAAAAGAGUAUUUGAAGACGAGGUGAAGAGUCCGAAGAAGAAGCAAAAAACAUUGAUCGUGGGAUCGGCAACGAAGGAAACGAAAUUGGAACCGUCGGAGACCGAUUCUCGGAAAAAGCCGAGAAAAUUGUUCGGUAAAAGAUCUGAUGACGCGCACGAAGCGACGACUGCUGCUGCCAGUAAGCCAUUACAGGCCACAUCGUGCGAGGACAUCUUUAAUAAAAUGUGCGAGCCGUCGUCCGCGUCAUCAUUUAAUCAAUUGAAAUCAACUGUUGCGGAAGAAUCGGGUAACAAAGUGGCUGGUAUAAAUCUUUUGUUCAAUGAUUUGCCAGCGGACGAUGAAGGUAUGCGCGACGACUCCGAGGAUCGUCUGAUAAUAUCGGAGACCGAAAUAUCAGAAACAGAACAAGAGAAUGCAUUUGCGUAUCAACAGGAGAUUCCGUUCCAAACUAGCAAGUCGGACACAGCAGAAUCGAGCAAGAACGAAGCGGUCGUGACAGUUGAAAGCGUGAAGGAGGAAACGUCGAUAAUCAAUACGGGCGGUAAUAAUAAACCGGCCAAUAUCCCGGAUCAGAAACAGAAUCAAGUCAAAUCUCUAUCAAGUCAAGUUGCGUCUAGUGGACAGUCGCAACCAGAAUUGAAGAUGCUGGAUACCAAGUUGCUUGAUAUCGUUCCUAUUCCAUCGCCGAUUGUGACACCGCCAGCUCCCAUAAGUGCACGAUUGCCGGCAACGUCUACGAUAGAAGAGAAGUUAUCGGCCGCAAUGGCGUUCCGGAGCAAAGUUAAAGAUACUAAGAAGACUGUGGAUGAGGAGGUACCCGAUUCACGCGUAAUCAAAGCGAUGAAGGAAGGGUUUAAGAAAUUAGACUCUGCUUUUCUGCAAAGGAGCGGCAAAGAUGCGGAUUGCAUUACUUCUGCGACCGAAGUGGACAAGAAACAGGAGAAGAUCGUGAACGAGGAAAAUAUACGUAGAGAGAUUAUGCGCGGGAUGGUUUCCAAGCGAAAGGAAGAGGAACUCUCCAAGUCAAAGAAAGAAGCGGAACUGAAGAAGUUCACGGAGGCAAUCGCUGAGCACAAAGCCAAGUACCAGGAUGCCACAAGAGACGAAGGUUGGAAGAGCACUGGAUACGAGAUGUCUGGUGACAAGAAACUUGAAGAGGAAUAUAAAACAAUGGAUCAGAAGGAGAGGGACAGAAUUGAAAGUCGUAAGAAGCAGAUCAACCAGGAUAUCGAUUCCACAGACAGCAGUGACUCGGAACAAAGGCUCGUGAUAGAUAACGAGGAGCUGCAGGACGUCAAAGCGUCGAUUACCACUUUCGACGUGAAGUUACAAGCGGAAUUGGGUCACGCAAUCGAAAAUACGCAGGAGAAAUAUGGGAAGUCGCAGGUGUUGAAAAUUUCGCAAAACAGCCAUCAACAGCAGCAGCAAGAACAGGAAUUCAAGGCCGAUAAUGCGAUACUUGCACCAAAGACAGAUGAGGAGGGUGAAACGAUGAAUUCGCUGCUGUGCGAGGAAGAGAUACCUGGCUCACCGGCCCCGCUGUCUGAGAGUAUCGAACAAGCUAGUGUCGGUCCUUUGUGCAGCCCGCCAAAGAACGAAGCUGCGGAGGACGGCAUGGUGCUAAUGGAAAUGCCUUUUGCGAGCGCACCGACCUCGGGUCAGAGCACGAGCAGCAGCAGCACUACCUCGGUCGCCACUCUCAGCACGGCAUUACCGAAAACUGUAGAGACAUCGAAGCUGAUUUCGUUGCCGACGCAACAGAACACGUCUUCAAACAUGCCACAUCAACGGCAGCCACAUCAGCAGUUACACCAUCACCAUCAUCAACAACAGCAGCAGCAGCAUGUGUCGGGUUUGAUUUCAACGCAACGACGAGAGAGCAACGAGGCCGCACCAGUGAUGGAUAAUACGCCGCCGACGACACCCGAUUCGAGCAUCUCUAAUAUCUCUGGUUCGCCUAGGGAAGAGAGAACCGGCGGUUCAUCGCCGAUCUCCGAAGAAAAUAUCAAGCUUAAUCGUGAUAACUCCGAGGCGGACAAUGAUAGCGCUGGCAAGGGCCUAGGUUUCAGCGAGGAUGACAUUUUACCUCACUCGGAGGGCAGUUCUGCGGACAGAAUUCUUAAACCGCCCGCCAAACGCGCGGUCGAGGAUAUGCAAUCGCCUAAGAAACGCAAGAGAAACAGAAAGCACUCUGAGUGUGGUAGCAGCGGCGGCGUCAACGUCGAUGUUGGUGUUGGUGCCAGCCUUGGUCUCGGUGUUGGCAUUGAUGUCGGCGUUGGUGUUGGCGUUGAUGUUGAUGUUAACAUGGGCGUUAGCAUUGGCGUCGGUGGCACUAGCGGUGGUGGCGUCAACAAUAGCAGCAAUAGCGUUGGUAAUAGCGGUAAUGUUAGUAGUAACGCCACUGGUAGUGUUGGGGGCAUCGUUCCAAAAAAACCUGGUAGACAAAACGGUAGACACGGCAAAUACGGAGCCGGCAGUGACAGCGACGAUACCAGCGAGGGAUCUAAUCUCUGCGGAGUCAACAACACGCCGCCGAGUCACGCCAUCAGCACCAUCACUAACGUUUCCGAUCUCAGUACUUACUCGUCGUCGAGAUCACCGAGACCAACGAAAUAUAAUUUUUACGUUGAAUUAGAUCCUGAAUUGGAUGGUAGUCAAAGAAUAGCUGUGUUACAACAGAAAUUAACCGAAUUACGGAAGACGUAUAACGCUGUGAAGGUUGAGCUCGCUGGUAUAGAAAGACGUCGAAAAAAGCUGAGAAGACGAGAACGAGAAGCGAUGAAAGCAGCUAAGGCAGAAAUGCAGCAGGCUUGUUCGUGAUAGCACUGAAAGAUUGUUACUCUUUUUUCGAGUUAAAUGGCUCUUGUAUAAGCAUUAUUGACAUGAGCAUCAUGCAAUUACGCUUGAAGACAACUCAUGACAAUUUUUAGGUAAUAUUUAGGUAACAUGUCCUAAUUCUGAUCUUUAUUUAAAUAAACUGUAGAUAUAGCCAUAAGUUUAGUGUAAGAAAUGAUUUGUUUCAAUUGAACAUCUCGCAUAGUUUAUUUUUCUUUUUGUUCUCUCCAACGUAGAGAGAA